Cuscuta campestris is the source of this 3523-nucleotide messenger RNA. Lineage: Eukaryota; Viridiplantae; Streptophyta; Magnoliopsida; Solanales; Convolvulaceae. The record is from the annotation of a GenBank genome assembly.
UGAGCGUGUAACCCUUUUUCCUCUUUGCUACACGUAAGUAACAGGAAUAACGAAUAAGGAAAUAAUCUUGGAGGGAAGCGAGGAUGAGGGGAUUGAUGGAUCAACGCCAACGCAGGUACCGGAGCUCCCCACCAGGGAGAAAACAGCGCCACUGGAGGCCGGCACCCCCUAUCACCACGGUGGAGGCAGAGGCCCUCAUCCAGAGGGUCGGAAUCACGGCUGAGCAAUUCAAGGAGGUGCUGGCGGCACUGACGCCCAAUCGCGAGAUUGUGGUGGAAGAUGUGGCUGGGGGACCCACAGGCGGAAAGGCUGGACCUGCGGGCUCUCAGGGGAAAAAGAAGAAAGUGAGGCGGUCCCAGAAGAAGAAGGAGACCAAGCCUAAUGGGAAGACCGUAAUGGAAGAAGCGCUAUCCAGAUUGGACGAGGAAGACGAGUCGUCCUCUUUCGAGCGGAUGUCUGCUUUUGAUUGCUUGGGAGACCCCAAGUCAAAGAAGCCCCGAACCUCCGCGUUCAAACGGUUGCAUGACACUCGGUCGGCCCGGAAGGGCAACCUCAAGGAGACGCUCAAGGAGAGGAGAGGAGAAUCCACAGCGACCUCCAAUAUCGGCUCUGAGAAGCGACGAAAGGCGGUCGAGGACAAGGAAGCAGCUGAGCUGUGGAGGAUGUAUGAGCGACAAGAGAAGCGGCUGGACGCCCAAAACCCCUACCGCCAUGUGGUCUUUAGCGAGGCUUGUGAGGUGUUUCACAAUUUGCCCAAGGGAUCGAUAGACAAGUGGAGCGACCUGGCCCACAAGUUCUUGGAGCACUUCGCAUCCAGCCAGAGGCAAAAGCUCCCCUUCUCGCACUUGUUCAAUGUAAAGAUCCGGAAGGGAGAGCAGCUCCGGGAAUUCAUUAAUAGGUGGGAGAAGGAGGCCAAGGACGUCAAAGGGGCGGACGACCAAGCCCUGAUCGCCAUGCUCCAAGCUGCACUCCCCCAAGCAGAAGAAGAAGGAACCUCUGGUUUUCACGGACGAGGAUUACCCACUAGUCCUCAGCCCCCACAGGGACGCGCUGGUGAUAAAGGGUUCACAGGAGAUACCAUUGAAGCCGAAGGGACCAUCACGUUGAAGGCCGGGGUAGGAGAUGGCACCCACCGACUCUGGCUCGACAUGGAAUUCAUGGUAGUGCAGCUCGAUUGUGCACACUAUUUGAUUCUGGGGCGACCAGGGUUGGAGGACCUGGAGUGCGUAAUAUCCCCCGUCCAUCUAUGCCUGAAGUUUAACACCCCCACAGGGGUGGGAGUGGCAAAGGGGAAUCAAAGCUUGUCUCGAUCGUGUUAUGUUAGGGCGACCAAGAGCCAGGCACGGUUCGAUGAGAACAUACAGUUUAAGUCGCGACCGGAGAUAAAGGAGCAGGCCUUGGCGGAUUUCGUGGUGGAAUGCACUGUGAGGGAAGAGGAGUCCAAUGGAGAGGAACCCGAAGGAAACUGGUGGACUGUGUACACUGAUGGCUCGUCCGCGACUGAUGCUUCGGGGGGAGGUGUUGUGGCAAUAUCACCGGAAGGGUUCAAAGCAUACUACUACGUGAGGUUCCGGUUCAUGGUCUCAAACAAUGAGGCUGAAUAUGAGGCACUGCUUUGCGGUUUGAGGCUGGCAGCAUCAUUAAAAGCUGAACGGAUUCAGGUCCGAUGCGACUCCAAAUUGAUAGUAGGCCAUGUCACAGGAGAAUUUGAGGCCAAGGAUGAGCGAAUGAAGAAGUACAGGGACGCUGCUCUAGAGUUGCUUAAAGCAUUUAGAGCGUACCGGAUAGAGCAGGUCCUCCGAGAAGAGAAUGCCGAGGCGAACAUCCUGUCGAAGCUUGGUCCGGAUUCCCCAGAUCAUAUCAAGGCAAUGACCCGGGAAGAAGAGUUGCUCGAGCCAAGCAUUAGUCCUGGACAAGUGCUGGUCGUUACGCACAAAGAGCCGGAUUGGAUCGAUGAAAUUACCAUGUACAUCCUUGAUGGGUCGCUACCUACCGACCCAAUCGCAGCAAAGGUGGUGAAACGACGUGCACCUAACUACACUCUGGAGUGCGGUCGGCUGUACAAACGGUCAUACAAUGGUACAUUAUUGAGAUGCCCAAGAAGGGACGAGGCGCAGAAGUUAAUGGAGGAAAUCCAUGAAGGAAUAUGCUUGGCACACCAGGGAGCCUUCACAAUGUCCAGAAAGGUGACUCUGCAAGGGUAUUUCUGGCCAACGAUUAUCAGAGAUUGUGCAAAAUACGUGCGUAAGUGCAAGGAGAACAGGAAACAACACGUACCUCGUGGUCGCGAUCGACUACUUUACCAAGUGGGUCGAGGCUGCCCUCGUGCCGACCAUCACCGAAGAGUAGAUGAGGAAGUUUCUAUCCAAGCAAAUCUUGUGCCGAUUUGGGCGGUCGGGUACCCCCAAGCCAAUGGGCACGUCGAGAACACUAACCGUACCAUUUUGGAUGGCCUGAAGAAGAAGAUAAUGAAAUGUAAAAGCGCCUGGGUGGAGGAAUUGCCCUACAUCUUGUGGACCUACAGAACUACCCCGAGGAAGGCUACGGGUGAAACUCCGUUCUCGCUAACAUAUGGGUGUGAAGAAAGGGCUCCAGCGGAGACCUCAUUGCUGAGUUAUAGAGUGGAGACAUUUGACGCCCAGGAGAAUGAAGAAAACUUGAGGGCAGAGCUGCACCUAAUUGAUGAGCGGAGAGAAAGGGCGUACAUACGGGCGGAGAACUACCAUCGGCAAGUCAAGUCGUAUCACGACCAACGGGUGCGACCAAGGCAGUUCAGAGUAGGCGACUGGGUCCUUAGGAAAAGGGAGGGCGACGCCGUGGCGAGAAAGCCUAAGAAAACGGCUAAGAAGCUCUGGAAGGGGUUUGUCAAGAUCAUGCAUCAUGUAGUUCAUGACAAAACCCUUAUACAGCUCAGGGAGCGACUGCAGGAUCAGGUCCGUUGCCAACUCCUUCUGCAAGGAGAACCCGAGUUUCCCCAGAUUGGUUAUGUAACCAAUCAUUUUGAGAACGUGCGGACCGACCGGGUUCCCUGAAGAGAGCUUGCAACUAAAGAGAGCCUUACUCACGAGAAAACACUCAUGCCUGGAUUGCCCCUGGUAUAGCUGCCGCAAGGCCACGAUCAUCUCGUGGGUCUUCAUGUCCUCGUGCUGUUUUUUCAGCUCAGUUGUGCUUUGCAUCUUGCCCUACAGUUAAAUUAUUUCUGGUAGGAAUAAAUUCCAAUUGUAACAAUUUACAACUCUGGUUGGAUGAUCUGAUUUUAUUUAUUGAUCCUACCGCAGUGCCCUAAGUCUCUCAUCCUUAUGACCAAGACUUAGUUAAGACUAACCCGGGGCGAGUCAGUACCCUAGUUACGGGUUUCGCGCCUAACCAACGUAAACCGGGCGUCUCACUUGGGUGAGUCCGUUACCGAUCUAAAUUGGGUUUGACGAGUGACGGGGCGUCGGGGUGGCACAGACUUAAAAUUAUGAGGGAUUUAUAACGCAGUCUUGCCUAUGGCAUACACCGCGCGUAUGCACUAGCGAAA